Psammomys obesus (fat sand rat) is the source of this 2531-nucleotide messenger RNA. RefSeq names its product aldo-keto reductase family 1 member D1 (gene Akr1d1). Bases 87 to 1064 code for a protein of 325 amino acids. Gene Ontology annotation, biological process: bile acid biosynthetic process. Lineage: Eukaryota; Metazoa; Chordata; Mammalia; Rodentia; Muridae. The transcript has 9 exons. Gene Ontology annotation, cellular component: cytosol. The record is from RefSeq and is a predicted model, not a curated record. Gene Ontology annotation, molecular function: Delta4-3-oxosteroid 5beta-reductase activity; steroid dehydrogenase activity; aldose reductase (NADPH) activity.
AUCUUUUUAGAUAAUGUGCCUUUGUGCUGUUCAGAAUCACUCCAUUCCACUUCUAGAAACUUGACGCUUCACGUCCUUUCUCCUCAAUGAACCUCAGUGCUACAAACCACCGAUUACCUCUAAGCGAUGGGAACAGCAUUCCAAUCAUUGGGCUUGGUACCUACGCAGAUCCUAGACCAGUCCCCAGGAAGACCUAUAAGGCAGUGAAAGCAGCCAUUGAUGAAGGAUACCGGCACUUUGAUGGGGCCUACAUCUACCACAAUGAGCAUGAAGUCGGUGAGGCCAUCAGAGAAAAGAUAGCAGAAGGGAAGGUAAAGAGGGAAGAGAUUUUCUACUGCGGAAAGUUGUGGGCUACAGAACAUGUUCCAGAGAUGGUCCAGCCAGCCGUGGAAAGAACUAUAAAGAACCUCAAGCUAGAGUAUGUGGACCUUUAUAUCAUUGAAAUACCGAUGGCCUUUAAGCCUGGAAAGGAAAUUUAUCCUAAAGAUGAAAACGGCAAAUGGUUAUACCAUAAAUCAAAUCUGUGUGCCACUUGGGAGGCACUGGAAGCUUGCAAAGAUGCUGGCUUGGUGAAAUCUAUUGGUGUGUCUAAUUUUAACCGAAGGCAGCUGGAGCUCAUCUUGAACAAGCCAGGACUCAAGUACAAGCCUGUUGUCAACCAGGUAGAAUGCCACCCGUAUUUCACCCAGCCAAAACUGUUGAAAUUUUGCCAGCAGCAUGACAUUGUUAUUGUCGCACAUAGCCCUUUAGGGACCUGUCGGAACCCAGCCUGGGUGAAUACGUCUUCUCCACCCUUGUUAAAUGACAAACUCUUAACCUCACUGGGGAAGAAGUACAAUAAGACAGAAGCUCAAAUUGGGUUGCGUUUCAACAUCCAGCGAGGGGUGGUUGUCAUUCCUAAAAGUUUUACACUCAAAAGGAUCAAAGAAAACUUUCAGAUCUUUGACUUUUCUCUCACUGAAGAAGAAAUGAAGAACAUUGAAGCCUUGAAUAAAAAUGUCCGCUUUGUGGAGUUGCUCAUGUGGAGUGACCACCCUGAGUAUCCGUUUCAUGAUGAAUACUGAACACGGAAAGUUCUUCCACAGAGUUUUUUUUCUUGUGGUCAGAAUCUUGAGCUGAGUAUUCACCUCUCAACGUGAAAAUAAAUGGGGUCUUGCUAUCCUCAGAUUAAGUUGAAUAGAACAUGUCAUACUUAACUUUUGUGUAGAAUUAAUUUAGUUCUGAUGAUGAAAAAAAAGAUUUAAAUAUAUCUAAAUAGCUCUUUGCAAGUGCUUUAGGUCAGUGUCUUCAAGGUUGUUGAUGGAAUUCACUAUACUUCAAAAGUAGCAUGUAAAAGCAAACUACAACUCAUGAAUCUGAGACUAACAUAGGAAUUCUGAGUUGUUCAGCUUUUAACAGGACAAUAAAGAGGUUUGUAGCAGCCAUGUUUCCAAGUGCUAACCCAUGACCCUGACCCACCAAAAAUGGUUUGCACCAUUAGUUGCAAUACAGACAGCCAAGACAGAAAUUCACACGCCAUUUGUAAUGCACAUUGAGUAGACAAAGAAUGAGAAGUCUAGAAGAGUCUUAAAGAAAAACAUACAGUAAAAAAGCCUAAGGCUGUAGGUUCCUAUGGGAGUGCUUGUCUGGCAUGCCGGAGGCCCAGAAUGAGAGAGGGUGUAGCGAUAAUCAUCAAAGCCAUGAUGAUUCUGUUUUUAUCAUUUGUUUCCAUACAGUGUGCCUAUUCAGCUUUUACUGUGCUUGAAGGAUGGAGAGUUACUGAUUCUUUCUUAAAUUCUUUUUGUUCAGGGCAGUGGGACAUUGAGAUAGGGUCUCAUAUAGUCCAAGCUGCUCACAAAUUUACUGUACAGCUGAGACAGUUCUUGAAUUCUGAACUCUUGGUCUCUCUUCCAUUUUUUAAGGGCCUGAGCUUCCUCAUGACUGGUAAGCCAUACUUGUACUCGGCUAUAAUCAUUCUGUCCCACAUUCAUCAAGAAAACCAUUAUGUAAAGUGGCAAAAAAAAAAAAAAACCCAACCAACAUAUACAAAUCAAGCUUUGUAUCAUAACAUGGUCUAAAGAUGGUGAUUUUCAAUGAAUGAAAAUUUAAAGGAGGAUCUGAGAAAUACUGAAAGAUAUACAGCUUUGUAAAAGAACAUAUAUGUUCUUUUUAAGACAAGAAUAUAUUGGGGUAGAUACCUGAAUUUUGACAAGUUACAAGUUCUAAAAGAACAUGAGUAAUUUUAUAUAUAUGUAAAAUUCUAAAAAGUGAAUUAAAUUAAUAUAACUUUAUCUAUUUUUAAUUCAUCUAAAAUAUAGUACAUUUGUUUACAUAGAUUAUUCUCAAAGGGUAAGGGAAUUCUAAAAAAAAUAUGUAUUUCCAAUAUCAAUAGAUAAAACUGAAUGGCUCAAUGAGAAACAUGUUUGAGAAAUUAUCGAUUAAAAUGUCAUCUACAUGAAUCACUUUUGUUCCAAUACUAAUGUCAACAAUUCUGUUCCCUGGAAAAUAUUUUAUUUGCAAGAAUUAAUAAAGUAUGAUGAUUUGUUCUACAA